This is a messenger RNA of Oreochromis aureus, 1113 nucleotides long. RefSeq lists its product as uncharacterized. Bases 153 to 908 code for a protein of 251 amino acids. The transcript is spliced from 4 exons. The record is from RefSeq and is a predicted model, not a curated record. NCBI's taxonomy places the organism in Eukaryota, Metazoa, Chordata, Actinopteri, Cichliformes, Cichlidae.
AUUUAUUCUAAGUAAAAACUCUUUAUUUAUUAUUAAACAUUUCUGUUAUGGGUUUGAGGAGGUGCAAAUGCAAAUAUUCUUCCCUCCACCUCUACUUAUGAGACUGCUGAAACCAUCCAGAGAUACUGGACCAUCACACACAGUUAAACAAGAUGGACUGUAGGACAUUGAUGCUGCUUUUGACUGUCUGCUAUGCAGAGGUGUUUGAGCAGAAUCCAACUCUUAAAGUUCUUUCCUCCUUUAUUGAGGACGGUACCUAUACUGCCUCCUGCUUUGCCAAAGAGUUUGCACCAAAGAAACAUGAGAUCAAAUGGCUGAAAAAUGGAGCAGACAUCACCAGCAAAAUAGAUUUGAUCACUACAGUUUCUGAAUCAAGAAAGGCAGAUGGAAAGAAAGUGUACAACGCAGCAAGUUUUCUCACAGUAAAUUCCAGUGAUGUGAAUGAAGAUACUGAAUUCACUUGUGUGUUUACGGGAGGGCAAAAUGCAUCUUUGAAUAAAAGUGACAGAGACAACACACUAGAUGUUUCCACAACUGCGAAUCCGACAAACAGGCCAACGGUGACAGUCCACAUCCCCCUCCAGCUCCACACUGACCAGUUAAAUCCUCAAGAUGAAAUCACUCUGGUGUGUCUCGUCACCAGUACUGUGAAUAAGAUGUAUAAAAUCAAAUGGUCAGAAAGUAAUGGAAGAAAUCCUGGACGUUAUGUUACAGGCACCAACAUCCGUGCACAUCAGAGCAAAAAUGACAAAAAAUGGCGAAGUAUGAGUCUUUACACCACCACUAAGGAAAACUGGUACAAAAAAGAUCCAGCCAAAACGUUCACCUGCCAUGUCCGAUCUGAAAAUAUUUCAAAACAAGUGUCCAGCGCCCAUGGUAAUCGCGAUGAAUGUGACUUAAACUACUAAGCUUUAAAUGUGAUAUUUUCUGCUUGCGUCAUUCUUUGUCUGUGAUAGUUUUCUAAAUGAAAACCUGUGCACUUGUGAUGUCAGUCACCGUGAGAGAAAAUCAAUGCUUUUUGUUGUCAUCAUGUUGUUCUUCAGUCUGUGUGAGUCACAGUGUCUAAUUGCUUGAUAUGUGUGCUGUAUGUUUGAAAUAAAUGUUGCAUGGAAA